This is a messenger RNA of Cyprinus carpio (common carp), 3856 nucleotides long. Its product is annotated as interleukin-1 receptor accessory protein-like 1-B. Gene Ontology annotation, biological process: negative regulation of exocytosis; signal transduction. The transcript is spliced from 12 exons. NCBI's taxonomy places the organism in Eukaryota, Metazoa, Chordata, Actinopteri, Cypriniformes, Cyprinidae. The record is from RefSeq and is a predicted model, not a curated record. Gene Ontology annotation, molecular function: interleukin-1 receptor activity. The coding region runs from base 656 to 2806 and encodes 716 amino acids.
GUCCACAUGAUUUUUCCAUAAAGCCACAACAUACAUGUAGAGAGACGCAUUAUAUGAUGUUAUGCAGGCCAUUAGUUAAUGACACUGGUUCAGUGGUGAAUGAUCACUGUCCGUGUUCUCCAGCGAUGUUUCCUGUUUGCUGCUGUCCGCUGAGAGCCGCUCUUUGCUCUCUUCUCUAUAAAUGUGUUUCUCUGUUUGAUUCUCAGGAGUGCGAGACCCGUUUACCCGGACGGUAUCAGGUGGGUCAGUCCACGGGUCGCGUAUCAGAAUGAAGUGAGCGUCAAAGGUAGAGCUCAUUAGCGCUGGUCACCGGCUCCGAGCGCAGCAGGAGAAAGAACACAAGUCCAGCGGCACGCAUCACUCAAACUCAAUAACCCCUUCCCCUCUGAGCUCUUACUGACGCAGACAGACAGCGCUGUGUUUGAGCUCUCCCUGCCACUGUUUGGCUGAUUUCAUGAUGCGUGUGGGUUUUGUUCAGAGGCAGUGAUGUGAAAUGAGCUUCGGCCGCUAUAAAGUGCAGCGAGCAGUGGAGUUUCUCAGCGUUUUCUGGGAGAAACGUCCACAGAGUGCGACGAGCGGGAGACGCUUCAGGGAGGGAGUUUAUCGGCCGUGUGUUAUUCGAUGAUUGCGCGUGAGGAGAUUCACACGGUGAAACAUGAGAUCACGGGUUCCUCUGCAGAUCCUGCUGUAUGCCACAGUCAUCAGAAGUCUGAAAGUGGUGUCCAAACGCGGCUCAGUGGACGGCUGUACGGAUUGGUCUGUGGACUACCUGAAAUACAAAGUUCUGCUCUGGGAGCCUGUGAGGAUUAAAUGUGCUUUAUUUUAUGGAUACAUUCGUGCGAACUACACACAUGCUCAGAGUGCUGGACUCAGUCUGAUGUGGUACAAAAGCACCGGCCACGGAGACUUCGAGGAGCCCAUUUCAUUCGAUGGGAGCCGGAUGAGUAAAGAGGAGGACUCCAUCUGGUUCAGACCGGCCGAGUUACAGGACGCCGGACAUUACUCGUGCGUGUUGAGGAACUCCACGUACUGUAUGAAAGUGUCGAUGUCGCUCACGGUGUCCGAGAACAACACGGGUCUCUGCUACAACUCCAAGAUGAGGUACUUUGAGAAGGCCGAGCUGAGUAAGAGCAAAGACAUCCUCUGUCCUGACAUAGACGACUACAUACAGACCGGAAAAGAGCCAGAGAUUACAUGGUACAAGGAAUGCCGGCCGAAACAGUGGAGACAGAGCAUCGUCAGGAAGGUGGAUGUGCUCUCCAUCAAAGACGUGCGGGAAGAUGACAUCGGGAAUUACACCUGCGAAUUACAGUUUGGGAGUUUUGUGGUGAGGAGGACCACUGAGCUGUCUGUCACAGCACCACUGACUGACAAGCCUCCCAAGAUCCUCUACCCAUCUGAAAAUAAGAUGAGCGUCAUGGAGAUGCAGCUGGGCAGCCCAGUGAACCUGACAUGCCGAGCGUUCUUCGGCUACAGCGGGGAUGUGAGUCCUCUUGUCUACUGGAUGAAGGGAGAGAAGUUCAUUGAGGAUCUGGAUGAAAACCGAAUCAGAGAAAGUGAAAUUAAAACUAUUCGGGAGCACUUAGGAGAGCAGGAGGUGUCCAUCUCACUGACUAUAGAUGCCGUGGAGGAGAGUGACCUGGGAAACUACUCCUGUUAUGUGGAGAAUGGGCACGGCAGACGACAAGCCAACAUCCAGCUCAGCAAGAGGGCAGAACUCAUGUAUACGGUGGAGCUGGCUGGAGGUUUGGGAGCCAUUCUGCUGAUGUUGAUAUUUUUGGUGUCCCUGUAUAAGUGUUACAGAAUUGAACUCAUGCUCUUCUACAGAAAUCACUUUGGCAGUGAGGAUGUGGAUGGAGAAAAUAAAGACUACGAUGCAUACGUGUCCUACACUAAAGUGGAUCCAGAUCAGUGGAGUCAGGAAACCAGAGAGGAGGAACGUUUUGCUUUGGAGAUUCUGCCAGACAUUCUGGAAAAGCAUUAUGGGUAUAAACUCUUCAUUCCUGACAGGGACUUGAUCCCAACUGGAAGUUUCAGCAAUGAUCAUUUCCAGGAUGACACAAGACUCCUUAGAGCCUACAUCGAGGAUGUGGCUCGCUGCGUCGACCAGAGCAAACGUCUCAUCAUUGUCAUGACGCCCAACUACGUGGUGAGGCGUGGCUGGAGCAUCUUCGAGCUGGAGACACGGCUGCGCAACAUGCUGGUCACCGGCGAGAUCAAAGUCAUCCUAAUCGAAUGCGCUGAGCUGCAGGGAAUUAUGAACUACCAGGAAGUGGAGGCUCUCAAACACACCAUCAAACUGCUGACGGUCAUCAAGUGGCCGGGACCCGAGAGCAGCAAGCUCAACUCCAAGUUUUGGAAGCAUCUGCAGUACGAAAUGCCCUUUAAGCGGCCCGAGCCCAAGCUGUCGCAUGAGCAGGUGCUGGAUGUUAGCGAGCAGGGCCCAUUCGGAGAGCUGCAGACCGUCUCUGCCAUCUCCAUGGCUGCAGCCACUUCCACCGCCAUGGCCACUGCGCAUCCCGAGCUGCGCUCCACCUUCCACAACACAUACCACACGCAGCUGCGGCAGAAGCACUACUACAGGAGCUAUGACUACGACAUUCCCUCGUCCGGCACCCUCCCGCCACUGUCCUCGCUGGGCAGCCAGCACACCUACUGCAACAUCCCCAUGACUCUGCUGAACGGCCAGCGGGUGCAGGGGAAGCUGGCCCGCGACCAGCAGCAGGCCCUGGAGGAGCAGCAUGUCAACAACGCCAUGCUGCCGCUGCUGCCCCGCGAGACCAGCAUUUCCAGUGUGAUCUGGUGACGGCGUCGGGAAUGGACAUUUCUGUGAAUGCCACUUAUUAAGACCCUUAAAAACUGCUGCUGUUGACUUUGCACCAUGAUUCACAGGGGUUCAAAACUGAAGGGAUGUGAUGAAGACAGGCCGACAGGGAGGUUCCUUUUCUCACAAACAGCUCAUUCAUACUCUUUCAAGGAAUACAGGGUCUUGUACAUAUGUUUGCAGUUUCUUUGUAGCAUUGGAAUUUUUUCAGUUUUGAUCUUGUUUUCUUUUUCAAAUGUCUGAUUUGUCCUUUUCCCCUUAUGAAAUGACUGAGCAGAGACACGUGUAAAGAGUAAAGGCUGACCUGUUGUGUUUUUCUCUUGACUUGUUUUCAAGUACAAUACUUGUUUUCUAAGUCAUUAUAGAAUUUGUGGCAUUGUACUGUUUUUUCUUUUGAGGGUUUUUUUUUUUAAGGGUCAGUCAAUGAGAUGUAUCUACUUUGAAGAAAAACACCAUUAUGCAAAUGCUCCUGAGGCCUGAAAACUCUUCUUCUUGCUGAAUGAAUGACUGAGCAGAUGACAUACAAGAGGAAAAACUAGAUGUCGUAAUGAUGCUCUAGUGUCUCUGCUGCUCUCUGUUUCUCUCUCUAAGCUGUUGAGACUUUCUGUUAGAAAAGAAAGAAAAAACAGCUUUGCUGUACAGCUUGAUAGAGAGAACUUAAGAAAAAUUUAUAAAUUAUUUUAAAAGAAAAAAAAAAUCUAUUUUAUAACAAAAGGAUUUGCUUGGAAAGACACAGUAGGUCAUUUCAUUCAUGUCAUUACUGGAAGCACUGGAGGGACAUUUUGGCUCACCAAUUUUAGAGAAAAAAGAAUACAAGUAUUUUUAAUGUUUCUGUCUAAUCAUGGAUGAGCAAGGGAAAACCAGUUGUUUUUAUUUUCCCCAUGAUACUGGAAUUUAUUUUGAGUGUGCAUAAUGACUAGAUAUGUAAUUUAGGUAACACUUUAUAAUAACAUUCUGUUAUAAGUCAUUUAUAAAUUAUUAGUUAAUGAUGAACUAAUCAUUUACAAAACAUGACUAUACUUUCAUAAAUGA